GAGCAUCUUUCAGACCGUCUGCUCUUGUAAGAACAGUAAAACGCAAAGAUGAGUUCCGACGCGGAAAUGGAGGUUUUUGGUGCGGCUGCUCACUAUCUCCGCAAAACGGAGAAAGAGCGGAUUGAGGCGCAGAACAAACCGUUUGACGCGAAGACAGCUUGUUAUGUCUUUGACCCGGUUGAUCUGUAUGUACCAGCUACAAUCAAGAGUAGAGAAGGUGGCAAAGUCACUGUGGAAACUAUAAAUAAAAAGACAAUGACUGUAAAAGAAGAUCAAGUCUUUUCAAUGAACCCUCCAAAGUUCGAUAAAAUCGAGGAUAUGGCCAUGCUGACCCACCUGAAUGAGGCGUCCGUGCUGUUUAACCUCAAAGACCGUUACUCAGCCUGGAUGAUCUAUACCUACUCUGGGUUAUUCUGUGUCACGGUAAACCCGUACAAGUGGUUGCCAGUGUAUGAUCCUGCAGUUGUCGUGGCCUACAGAGGCAAAAAGCGACAAGAAGCCCCUCCUCACAUCUUCUCGAUCUCUGACAAUGCUUAUCAGUUCAUGUUGAAUGAUCGUGAGAACCAGUCCAUUCUGAUUACCGGAGAAUCCGGCGCAGGAAAGACUGUGAACACAAAACGUGUCAUCCAAUAUUUUGCAUCUAUUGCAACCAGUGGCGAUCUUCACAAGAAAAAGGAUUCUAAGAUGAAGGGAACCCUGGAGGAUCAAAUCAUCCAGGCCAAUCCACUCCUUGAAGCUUUUGGUAAUGCCAAGACAAUGAGAAAUGACAAUUCAUCGCGCUUUGGUAAAUUCAUCAGAAUUCAUUUUGGAGCUACGGGCAAGUUGGCUUCUGCUGAUAUUGAGACCUACCUGUUGGAAAAAUCUCGUGUAGUCUUCCAGUUGAAAGCUGAAAGAAGCUACCAUAUUUUCUACCAGAUUACAUCGAAUAAGAAACCAGAACUAAUUGAAAUAAUGCUCAUCAGCACCAACCCAUAUGACUAUCCUUUUAUCAGUCAGGGAGAGAUAACUGUACCAAGUAUUAAUGACCAAGAAGAAUUAAUGGCUACUGAUGAAGCCAUUGAUAUCCUAGGUUUCACAUCUGAGGAAAAAGCAAAUAUCUACAAACUCACUGGUGCAGUAAUGCACUAUGGUAACCUUAAGUUCAAGCAGAAACCAAGAGAGGAACAGGCUGAGCCUGAUGGCUCUGAAGUUGCUGACAAGGCUGCUUACCUAAUGGGCUUGAAUUCCGCAGAAUUGUUAAAGUGUUUGUGCUUUCCAAGAGUAAAGGUCGGAAAUGAGUUUGUAACUAAAGGGCAAACUGUACAACAGGUUCAUUAUGCGGUUAGUGCACUGGCAAAAUCUGUGUACGAGAAGAUGUUCUUAUGGAUGGUUACACGAAUCAAUCAACAAUUAGAAACAAAACAACCCAGACAAUAUUUCAUAGGUGUGCUGGAUAUUGCAGGUUUUGAAAUCUUUGACUUCAACAGCCUGGAACAGUUAUGUAUCAACUUCACUAAUGAGAAGCUGCAGCAGUUCUUCAACCACCACAUGUUUGUUCUGGAACAAGAAGAAUACAAGAAGGAGGGAAUCCAAUGGGAAUUCAUUGAUUUUGGUAUGGACCUGGCUGCUUGCAUUGAGCUCAUUGAAAAGCCCAUGGGAAUCUUCUCAAUCCUGGAAGAGGAGUGCAUGUUCCCUAAAGCCUCAGACACUACUUUCAAGAAUAAACUGUAUGAUCAGCAUCUUGGAAAGUCAAACAACUUCCAGAAACCAAAGCUUGUCAAAGGAAGGGCUGAAGCUCACUUCUCAUUGAUCCACUAUGCUGGCACCGUGGAUUACAAUAUUAGUGGCUGGUUGGAAAAGAACAAGGAUCCUCUGAAUGAAACUGUUGUUGGCCUGUAUCAGAAAUCAUCAAUGAAGCUUCUUGCAUCACUCUUCGUUGCCUAUUCUGGCGAUGAUACUGGUGCCCCUAAGAAGGGUGCGAAGAAGAAGGCCUCUUCUUUCCAAACUGUGUCUGCGCUCUUUAGGGAAAAUCUGAAUAAGCUAAUGACCAAUCUAAGAAGCACUCAUCCACACUUUGUACGUUGUAUAAUCCCCAAUGAAACCAAGACUCCAGGUCUGAUAGAGAAUCAGCUGGUCAUUCAUCAGUUGAGAUGCAAUGGUGUGUUGGAAGGUAUUAGGAUUUGCAGAAAGGGAUUUCCAAGCAGAAUCCUUUAUGCUGACUUUAAACAAAGAUACAAACUCUUAAAUGCAAGUGCCAUACCCGAAGGACAAUUUAUUGACAGCAAGAAGGCUUCUGAGAAACUGCUAAGCUCCAUUGAUGUUGAUCACAACCAGUAUCGGUUUGGCCAUACUAAGGUAUUUUUCAAGGCUGGUCUCCUGGGUAUUCUAGAGGAAAUGAGAGAUGACAAAUUGGCCCAAAUCAUCACACGCACACAAGCCAUUUGUCGUGGUUUUCUAAUGAGAGUUGAAUAUCAGAAGAUGUUAGAGAGAAGAGAUGCCAUCUUCACUAUCCAGUACAACAUCCGUGCAUUCAUGAAUGUCAAACACUGGCCAUGGAUGAAACUGUUUUUCAAGAUCAAGCCUCUUUUGAGGAGUGCAGAAGCUGAAAAGGAAAUGGCCAAUAUGAAAGUAGAGUUUGAGAAGACUAAAGAAGCACUCGCGAAAUCAGAAGCGAGAAGGAAAGAAUUGGAAGAAAAAAUGGUUAGCCUGCUUCAAGAAAAGAACGACUUAUUGCUUCAAGUUCAGUCAGAAGCAGACGGCCUGGCAGAUGCAGAAGAAAGGUGUGACCAGCUCAUCAAAAGCAAAAUUAAUUUAGAAGCCAAAGUCAAGGAACUCAGUGAAAGACUGGAGGAUGAAGAGGAAUGUAAUGCAGAGUUAACAUCCAAGAAGAGAAAACUAGAAGAUGAAUGUUCGGAGUUAAAGAAGGAUAUUGAUGACCUGGAACUCACACUAGCCAAAGUUGAAAGGGAAAAACAUGCCACUGAAAACAAGGUUAAGAAUCUUACAGAAGAAAUGGCUUCCCUUGACGAAAGCAUUGUCAAAUUAACAAAGGAGAAGAAAGCCCUUCAAGAAGCUCAUCAGCAAACACUUGAUGACCUCCAGGCUGAAGAGGACAAAGUUAAUACCUUAACCAAAACCAAAGCUAAAUUGGAACAACAAGUGGACGAUCUUGAAGGUUCUCUAGAACAAGAGAAAAAGCUUCGCAUGGACCUUGAGAGAGUAAAGAGGAAGCUUGAAGGAGAUUUGAAGCUGAUUCAGGAAUCAGUAAUGGACUUAGAAAAUGACAAACAACAAUUGGAAGAGAAAGUGAAGAAGAAGGACUUUGAAAUAAGCCAGUAUCAGAGUAAGAUUGAAGAUGAGCAGGUUCUUGGAAUGCAGCUGCAGAAAAAAAUCAAGGAACUGCAAGCCCGUAUUGAAGAACUCGAAGAGGAAAUUGACGCUGAACGUACGGUUCGUGCUAAGGCAGAGAAGCAAAGGGCUGACUAUGCCCGUGAGCUGGAGGAAAUCAGUGAACGACUAGAAGAAGCUGGCGGGGCGACUGCAGCACAGAUCGAAAUGAACAAGAAACGUGAAGCAGAGUUUCAGAAGAUGCGCCGCGAUCUGGAAGAAGCAACCCUCCAGCAUGAAGCCACAGCUGCUGCUCUUCGCAAGAAGCAGGCUGAUAGUGUGGCUGAACUUGGGGAACAAAUCGACAAUCUGCAACGUGUGAAACAGAAGCUGGAGAAGGAAAAGAGUGAGCUGAAGAUGGAAAUUGAUGACAUGGCCAGCAAUAUGGAAAUGGUUUCUAAACUAAAGGGUAAUCUUGAGAAAAAUUAUCGAACUCUUGAGGACCAACUUAAUGAAAUAAAAACAAAACAUGAAGAACAAACGCGUCUUAUGAAUGACACAUCAACACACCGAGCUCGAUUACAGACAGAAAAUGGGGAACUAAGUCGCCAGGUUGAAGAAAAGGAUGCGCUGAUUUCACAAUUUAAUCGAGGGAAACAAGCAUUCACACAACAAAUUGAGGAGCUAAAAAGGCAGUUGGAGGAAGAAACUAAGGCUAAGAGUGUCUUGGCACAUGCUCUACAAUCUGCCCGCCAUGACUGUGAUUUGCUCCGUGAACAAUAUGAAGAGGAACAGGAAGCAAAGGCUGAGCUCCAGCGUGGCAUGUCCAAGGCCAACAGUGAAGUUGCUCAGUGGAGAACAAAAUAUGAAACUGAUGCAAUCCAACGCACAGAGGAACUGGAAGAGGCCAAGAAAAAACUUGCGCAGCGACUCCAAGAUGCUGAGGACAAUGUCGAAGCAGUGAAUUCUAAAUGUGCCUCGUUGGAAAAGACAAAACUGCGCUUGCAAGGUGAAGUGGAAGAUCUAAUGAUUGAUGUGGAGAGAGCAAAUGCUGCUGCAGCUGCUCUUGAUAAGAAGCAGCGAAAUUUUGACAAGAUCCUGGCAGAAUGGAAGCAGAAAUAUGAAGAGACCCAAACUGACCUGGAGGCAACACAGAAGGAAUCCCGUUCUCUAAGCACAGAACUGUUCAAGAUGAAGAAUGCUUAUGAGGAAGCUUUGGAUAACCUGGAAACUCUUAAACGAGAGAAUAAGAAUCUACAGCAGGAGAUCUCAGAUCUGACUGAAAUGAUUGGUGAGAAUGGAAAGACUAUCCAUGAGCUGGAAAAGGCCAAAAAAUUAGCUGAGCAAGAAAAGGCUGAUCUUCAAGCAGCAUUGGAAGAGGCUGAGGCAUCUUUGGAGCAUGAAGAAAGCAAAAUCCUACGUAUUCAGCUGGAAUUGACCCAGGUGAAAGCAGAAGUGGACAGGCGGAUUGCGGAAAAAGAUGAAGAGAUUGACCAAAUCAAAAGGAAUUAUCAGCGGACAGUUGACACUAUGCAGACUGCUUUGGAUGCUGAAAUUAGGAGCAGAAAUGAUGCUUUGAGGAUCAAGAAAAAGAUGGAGGGAGACCUGAAUGAAAUGGAAAUUCAACUGAAUCAUGCAAACCGCCAAGCAGCAGAUGCUGUAAAACAUUUCCGAAACUUGCAAGUCCAGUUCAAGGAAUGCCAGUUGCAUCUUGAUGAGGCCCUCCGAUGCCAAGAUGACCUGAAGGAACAACUGGCCAUGGUUGAACGGAGAUGCAAUUUACAGCUUGCUGAAAUUGAAGAAAUAAGAGCAGCCCUUGAACAAACAGAUAGAGCGCGCAAAAUUGCUGAGCAGGAAUUAAUUGAUGCAAGUGAACGUGUGCAACUCCUGCACACCCAGAAUACCAGCCUCAUAAACACAAAGAAGAAACUUGAAACUGAUAUUAGCCAGCUUCAAAGUGAAGUUGAAGAUGCUACUCAAGAAUCAAGAAAUGCAGAAGAGAAAGCAAAGAAAGCCAUAACAGAUGCUGCUAUGAUGGCAGAAGAACUGAAGAAGGAACAAGACACCAAUGCUCAUUUGGAAAGAAUGAAAAAGAAUCUGGAACAGACUGUGAAAGAUCUGCAACUCCGUCUGGAUGAGGCAGAGCAGCUGGCUAUGAAAGGUGGAAAGAAACAGCUCCAGAAACUGGAGGCGAGGGUACGUGAGCUUGAGAAUGAACUCGAAGCUGAGCAAAAACGAUGUGCAGAGGCAAUUAAAGGUUUGCGUAAAUUUGAAAGGAAGGUCAAAGAACUCCUGUAUCAGACUGAAGAAGACAGAAAAAAUAAUCUGCGACUUCAGGACCUAGUUGACAAACUGCAAAUGAAAGUUAAAACCUAUAAGAGGCAGUCUGAAGAGGCUGAGGAACAAUCCAAUGUGCACUUAUCUAAAUUUAGGAAGGUACAACAUGAAUUGGAAGAAGCAGAGGAACGUGCUGAUAUUGCAGAAUCCCAGGUCAACAAACUCAGGGCUAAAAGUCGUGAUUUUGUAAGCAAGGUAACGUGCACAUUGUAA
This is a messenger RNA of Chiloscyllium plagiosum (whitespotted bambooshark), 5856 nucleotides long. The record is from RefSeq and is a predicted model, not a curated record. NCBI's taxonomy places the organism in Eukaryota, Metazoa, Chordata, Chondrichthyes, Orectolobiformes, Hemiscylliidae.